AAACCUCAAUUGUACGCUUGAUUUUUACACCAUGUUUUCGCAAAAGUUGGGCCAACUUUGGUACAAUAGUGGAAAUUAAAUAAAUUGUAGAUUUCAACAAGAUUUGGUUUAUGUCAGAGAAAGAAAUGUCGGUUCAGGUGAGCAAACACUUCAGAUUCUAGAGUGUCCUUAUCUUUGAACAGUCUUUCGAAAUCGUAGUCCGAUUCAUUGUCUGUUCUCAUGUCGAUAGACAUCAUUUGAAACUUUUCGACAAAUCUACAAAUUAACAGAAUGUCCAGGGCAAUUCGUGCCGCGGACAUCAGCAGCUGUAUCCACUGCUUCACGGCUUGCGGCAAACCGUGCGGAGAGAUUGGCCGGGCCACGGCCGUUUCGUGUGGCGUUUGCGUCAACGGAUGUCGCGGCGCUUGCUGGGGACUGGGAUCUUGCGUGGCCUGGCUGGCACGUGGCGUUGUUGGCCUCUGUACCGCCAUUGGCACUCUUCUUUGGUGUCUUUUGGCCGCAAUUGGAAAUCUUCUUGUGUGUCUUUUGGCCGUGAUUGCCCAAUUCUUUGUGGUGCUGCUCGUGGUAGGCCUCAUCGCGGUUGUGAUCCUGCUGGGCUACCUGUACUGGGAUCCGAUCGUGCACUUUUUCGACACGGUCCGGAACGAUACGGCCGCGUACUACGACAAGACUAUAGAAGAUCCUAGUGUGGUUCAGUUGUGGAACAAAACGGAACAGAAUUACGACGGAGCAAAGGGUAAAAUCGACGAGCUGGUGAAUCAUCCGGAGGUGCAACGUGUGGCAGAUAAGACGGUGGAAUUGUACGAUGCGGCUAAAGACCAGGUCGUCGAUACCUACGAGCAGGUUCGACAGCACGAGUCGGUGCAGAGUGUCGUCAAUGGAACGAUGAGCUUUUACAAUAUACUGAAGAGCAAGAUUUGGAGGUUUUAGGUAAAACUUUAACCAAAAUCAGUUUUUGUUUUGGGACUAUACAAAAUCCACAUGGACAUUUUUUUUAUUUCUCACCCUCGAUUUUCCUUUAAUAUUAAGUCUAAAAAAACUGAUUGAAAAAUAAAAAUAAAAUAAAUUUAUUGUUUGCUUUACAGCA
This is a messenger RNA of Culex pipiens pallens (northern house mosquito), 1087 nucleotides long. RefSeq lists its product as uncharacterized. NCBI's taxonomy places the organism in Eukaryota, Metazoa, Arthropoda, Insecta, Diptera, Culicidae. Bases 271 to 930 code for a protein of 219 amino acids. The record is from RefSeq and is a predicted model, not a curated record. The transcript has 2 exons.